AUGCCGAAUCCUACUUCCCCUGUUUCACCAACAUCCGUUGGGAAGAAGCGAUCACAUCCGGUUACUGAAUCCGGGUCCAUUCCGCCGGAAUCCUCCACGCAAUCGCAGCGACAUGUUCCCAACGACGGACGUGCAGUUACAGUCUCCUCUUCCUCCUCCUCCUCCUUCCGCAAUGUUUCUGCUUGCAACCGAUGCCGUCAGCGCAAGAAUCGUUGUGAUCAGCGACUUCCGCGAUGCCAGUCAUGCGAAAAGGCUGGAGUCCGCUGUGUUGGAUACGACCCGAUCACCAAACGCGAAAUCCCACGCAGUUAUGUAUACUUCCUAGAGGUACGAGUGGCAUACCUUGAAAAGCGUCUGGUAGACCACCGGGUUGAGUUCAAAGGCGCCGCGGCUUUCGACGAAGAGGCGGCUGUCAAAGUGGAAGCGGGUUACGAAUCUACUACGCCAACGCACAUUGCCCCGUCGGACGGCCCAGCAGCCCCUGAAGUAUCCGCAGCGAAUGGAAAUGGUAACUCGGUUCGGAUUAAGGAAGAUAAAGAAGGUCUGGUGGAGGGAUUGGAUAAAGCCAGGCGCGGGCAAGACCCGGAAAACAACCAGGAUCCGGCGAAGGAGGAUAGCUGGCGAAUACAGAACCUGGUGUCGAACAUUGGAAUGGUAUCAGUGCAAGGAACGUCUGACCCGCGAUAUUUAGGCUCGACUUCUGGAAUCUCUUUUGCCCGAGUGGUUUUCGCAGCCGUCAAGAGUUCUGUCCCGGGAAACGCCUCCGAGCGUGGCCCCAUACGUCCCAAGGAGCCCCUUCCGCAUAGUGCGACAGGAACUGGGGGGAGUACCAUGCGGGACUCAUUCUUUGGACUGCAAACAAGAUCCAUGAUGAAAUGCGCUGCUUUCCCCGACAGGGAUUUAGCCGAGAAGCUAGCCGAUCUUUACUUUGAGCACGCCAACCCGCAAAUACCCAUCCUUCACCGGUCAGAUUUUAUGGAACUGCUUGACCGUACAUAUGCCGCUGACGAGAAGAACCGCUCGCCCCGAAGCCUUUACAUCCUGAAUAUCGUCUUUGCCAUUGGCGCUGGGAUUAUAUUCGAGGACAAACCAGCCGCAGACGAUCAACAGGAGGGUCGUGGUCGUUCCCCAGCCACAUCCAAAAGGCUGCGCCUCUCCGGCCAUCAAUAUCAACCGGAAGAAUACCAUGCGUCUGCGAUCAUUCACUUGGAAUCUUUUCUCUCAACCUCUACAGCCAACGAUGGCUUCGGGGCGUUGGAAGAACUUCAAGCGGUUCUCCUUCUUGCCAGUUUUGCGUUACUCCGGCCCGUGGCCCCUGGACUUUGGUAUAUUGUCGGAGUGGCAAUGCGACUGGCUGUUGACCUUGGCCUCCAUUACGAGGACGGCACGGGAAUCGAUGCCCCCGGAAACGAGAACAUAACCCGGUCACAUGAUAAAGAAGAAAGCAAGGGAAAGGGGCAAAUUGAUAUGCACGAGCGCGGGCGUCGAGAAUGGGUGCGUGACUUCCGCCGACGACUGUGGUGGUGUGUCUAUAGCUUCGACCGUCUUGUCAGUUGCUGUGUUGGUCGCCCAUUUGGGAUCAGUGAUCAAGCUAUUAGUACUGAGUUUCCAUCCGUUUUAGAGGACAAAUAUAUCACGAAAUCUGGGAUAACGAUGGCCCCUAGCGGCGCCCCAAGUUAUAAACAUGCAGCGUUCCAUUAUUUCAAAUUGCGAUUGUUACAAUCGGAGAUCCAGGAUGUCCUACAGUACCAACAGGCACGGUUCGCAAGGCAAAGGACCCCAUACUCGGCAAAGAAUUUCAUGCGCGCCGAUAUCAUGUCACCUUUUCUCCAAGGGUUUGAUUCUUUCCGCUCGUGGAGGAAGGAUGUCCAUCGACGGUUGGCGGAGUGGCAACAGAGCGCACCAACGCCUCAGGACACCGGUGUACGGUUUUCGGUUGAGUUUCUUGAGCUGAAUUAUUGGCAAGCUGUCAUCAUGCUAUAUCAACAGAGCCUAACCGUCCCCGCUGAGCUGGCGGACGAGCUUUCUCCUGCUGAGGAGGUUUCUAGCCCGUCAUUCUCACAGGUAGAUGAAGAUGACGAGGAUGAUAUCUAUUACAAGGUGGCAGAGGCCGGACAAAAAGUGAUUCGCAUCUAUCGCCAAAUGCAUCGGGUGCGUCUGGUCAAUUAUACAUAUCUAGCCACCCAUCACAUUUUCAUGGCAGGUCUCUCAUUUUUAUAUGCAAUCUGGCACUCUCCGUGGGUGCGGAGUCGGUUGACACUUGACGAAGUGGACUUUACAGUGCUUGCUGCGACCUCCGUGCUUGGAGACUUAAUGCAUAAAUGCCCGCCUGCGGAGGCGUGUCGGGACGCGUUCGACCGAAUGAGCAAAGCCACGAUCGAAAUGAGUCUCUCGACCACUGGGUUCGGGUCUCAGGUUGACCUUGGCCAAAUCCGAGCGAGCGCCAGUGCAGCCAGACAGGCCAACGCGAUGCACUCGAGCCGAUCCAGACAAUAUGCAAGUCGUCAGCGGCAUGGUCCAGCUCGGCGACAAAUCCAGGUGAGGCAAUCUCGACCUGUUCCCAGAUUUGAUAUGAACCUCGGAGACCUUUUCGGCGACAGUGGUUCUGUUCCCGAGAGGCAGGGCAGCAGCAGCAUUCGUAAACCUGUGCCGCCUUUCCCCGUGUCCGAAACUUCGGACCCGAAUUUCGCGACAGAUCGAUCAGCUCGACCAGCAAGUCAGCGCACGCCAUCGAUGGAAUACUAUGGGAAUUAUGAGACUUCUGUCUACUACGGUAACUCUCCUCAGCCAAAUGGGUCCCCGAGCAGCGCCGGUCCUGCGACCGCUGGACCGCAGUUCCAACCCGCGGAUCCAGAGAAUCCCUCUGGAAUGGGUCUUGAUUUCUUGGAAUAUGAUUCCUCAGGCAUUGAGCGUCAGAUGUCCAUGGGAUCUGAUGAGAACCCGGAUUAUAACUCACACGGUAUAUCUUCGUUGGGGCACGGAGCGGAACAUAGUGUUGGAAUCGAUCUUGGGUUUGGCAUGGCAGUUGACUUUCAGCAUGACUGGAGUGAAAACGCCCACUACGAUUUACUUGAAGGGUACUUUUUUGGGGGAUCAGGGCCGGGCCCUGGGGUCGGGGGGAUAUAA
Aspergillus ochraceoroseus IBT 24754 is the source of this 3126-nucleotide messenger RNA. RefSeq names its product Zn(II)2Cys6 transcription factor. The record is from RefSeq and is a predicted model, not a curated record. The transcript has 3 exons. Bases 1 to 3126 code for a protein of 1041 amino acids. Gene Ontology annotation, biological process: positive regulation of transcription by RNA polymerase II; DNA-templated transcription. Gene Ontology annotation, molecular function: zinc ion binding; DNA-binding transcription factor activity, RNA polymerase II-specific; sequence-specific DNA binding. NCBI's taxonomy places the organism in Eukaryota, Fungi, Ascomycota, Eurotiomycetes, Eurotiales, Aspergillaceae.